UCACAAGUUGUUUAAAUCUUUUUUCAGGAUUCGCUUAUUAACCAACUUCCUGUUGUUCUUAGUCACCAGCAUAAUGUGUUAUCUCUGACUUUCAAUGUGACUAUGUGCCAAGAACUGUUAAACUAGACGGAUAUUUCUCUCUGCGAUAUCGUUUAUACAUUGCAUAUUUGAUAUAAAUUUCUUGAAAAACUAGAAACGUGGCUGAAAAGCCACAAAUGUGCCAUCAGAAACCCAAGACUCUGCAUCUUCUUAGCUGAGAUUUAGGAUAAAAAUCAGGUCAUUGUUGGAUUAACGUAGUGUUGAUUGGGCCUAUGUUGUAUAUAACGUUAAAUCAAUGCCUAAACAAUGAUCAAACCUGGAUUGGGCCAACCUCAAAUUUCAAAGUUGGACUAAUGUAUCUUCAUACACUGGUCCAACGUGGGACCAAAAUAGGAUUGUCAUCUGGGAAUUAGCUCUGACUUUACAAGUUUAUCAAGUUAGUAAAAUAAAAACUUGAAACAAGUAAACAAAAGCAAAAACGCGCCACCACUAUGUCCGUGAUGUCAACUAAAACAUGUUUUCUACUAAAAUAUAUAUUUUUUUUGUGCUGCAUUUAUUACUUAGUAAUAAAUAAUAUAACUUUAAGUUAUAAAGUUUUAAACAUUUUAAAACAUAAAAUAAAGGAUUAUAACUCAAAAUUCUUUUGCCCUAAAAUAGACACUGAUUUUAAUAAAUGUAUACUCAACAUUACAGUAAACGCACCUGGAAGAAAAAGUUACAUUGUUAUUCAAUCGUUUGACUCUUGCAACAAUUCUAAAACUAUUGGUGGCGACUUUUGGUGGAUGAGAGUUAUAGGUCCAACAUCAUUUCAUGUACCGUUAAUUGAUAGCAACAAUGGUCUUUAUUAUCAAGAUUUUUGGCUAAGCUUAGAAGGAAACUAUACAGUCACUUUAAUGCUUGAAUUUAGCAAAUAUGAUGGCUUAAAAGAUCCACCCAAAGAUUAGUUUAAAUAUGGGCUAAUUACUUGAUCUAGGUGAUUAUCAAGGAAGCAGACAAAACGAGGAUUACUUUGGCAGAAAUUUUGAUUACAUUUUAGAAUUAAAAACUUUUGAAUAUUCAAUAUCAAACAGUUUCCUUCAAAAUAAUGAUGAACAGGUACAGAAUUGGCAUGUUCAACGAUUUUGUGUGGUAAACAAUGCUCAUGGUUUUUGGAAAAACAAUGUGUAUAAAACUGUAGUUGCGAAAAUUGAUAAUAAAAAUAAACAUGAGAUGCUUUUGAAUAAACUUGCUUCAAAAUCAAAACUCAGUAAUAAUUUUAAACCAACCUUUUGGUUGUACGGUGAUUCAGUAACUAAAAACUUUUUUAAAAACUUAAAUACGACUCCGCUGUGUGAAGUUUUUAUAUGUCAGAACACAUACACAUGGACAUACCCAUUAACAAAUUCUGAUCCACAUACUCAACCAUUUGACAACAAAGAUUUUAACCAAACUGAAUUUCUCUAUUACAUUAAAAUGGUGCUGAUGGAUCCUACGAUGAUGCAUAAUGAUAGUGUUUUAGUUAUCAACUUCGGAUUACAUAUAUUGAAAAAUAUUAAUAUGAGUCAAGCAGAAAAACUGUUUGAUGCCUUUAUUGAUAUGGUUCUGGAUAUUAAAUCAAAAUCUUUAUUUGGUUUUCCGAAGAUUUUAUGGAAAAGUACAACACCAGCGUAUGUAGAGAACAUUUUUCGUAUUUAUCACAAAAGAAACAUUGAAAGAACUCUAGUUAAACAGAGAGCAAUUCAAUGGAAUUUAUUUUGUGUAAAAAAAAUGUGCCAAGUAAAUUUACCUGUGUUAGAUGUAUAUUGGAUGGCAGCAUCUUAUCCACAAGGACCAUAUGAUGCUGUUCACUACGAUGAUUACGUAUUUGAUGCUGCAGCUGAAUUUUUAGUUAAUAUAUUUACUUAGUCUCACAAUAGUAUAGUUAAUUAAUCAAAUAUUUUUUACUGAA
Hydra vulgaris (swiftwater hydra) is the source of this 1966-nucleotide messenger RNA. NCBI's taxonomy places the organism in Eukaryota, Metazoa, Cnidaria, Hydrozoa, Anthoathecata, Hydridae. The record is from RefSeq and is a predicted model, not a curated record.